CGUCUUUUCACUCUCGCCCUGCUGGUCACACACACCUGAUGCAGGCCUGAUGCCUGGUUUUCAUUCCCUAAUUGUUGUCUGUCUCUCUCCCUUUAUCUGCCUCGUCCUGAGCCCCCUUCACAGCUUUCUCCGCGCUGGUCUGCUCUUGUCCUGCCGUCGCCCUCUUCCCUCUUUCCUCCUCCUUGGCCGUUUGGAUGCCUUUUGUCUUCACCUUGUCGCACCUCUUGGUGGUUCCAGUUGUACCCAGUACUCGUCCUGAUCUAUCCACUCUUGCCAGCUGUCAGAGUGACUGCUUUUUCCGCACGCGCUACCUCCCUUCAUGCACUACCAUUUCCCUCUUGUCGUGAAUUACAUGUCGGUAGCCCUUCCACGCUCUCUUAUAUCUCUUCUCUUCCCUCUAUCUUGUUUUUCCCUCUCUUCCUAUUCUUCUCUUUAUUAUUCCUGUCUCUUCACCGACCUCUUUGUUCUGCCGACUUGUCGCUUGGUGGUCUCUUCAAUUUCGACGUUCCUUACUCCGCUUCACCACUUUUCCAUGAUCGCGACGGUCAGUGUCAGGCGCCAGCUAAUAAUUUCCAAUACUUAUCCGACGUCUACCACAACCUGAGGUCUUGAAGAGUCACUCCGCACAUUCACCUCAUUUCCAUCCCCUCGUCUUCAUCUCUUGUUAUACCACCGCGUCAUCAACCUCUUUUCUCUUUCACAACAUUACCCGCCACCAUCUUCACAGAACGUUGCGACAAGUUUUUCUACAAGUUUUUUUUCUCAACACUGUCAUUCCUUUAGCCUUCUGACUGCUGCCCAAUCCUUGAUGAUCUUCACGAUUUUCGCAAUAGUCCAUCGGUAGACCUGUUGGCUCAAAUCAGCAAGCCCAGCGCCGACAUGGAGACUCUAGAAGUGAGAAGUUCAUCCAACGAAUUGUCCAGUGCACCACCCAGCGAUGCAGAAAGCACACCAGGCCCUCUGAGCUAUCUCACAGCUCGUCGCGACACACUACCACCCAGCAAUUUAGGCAUGCGCGACUCUGUUACCUCAUCAGCCACACCUGCAGGCCAAGCCACAAAGCCUACGCCACAGCCUGCUUCUCAGGCCGAGGUCAAACCAAAAGCAACUCGCAGAAAGAAAGAUCCUAAUGCUCCAAAGCCUGAGAAAAAGGAAAAGGCCCCAAAGAAGCCCCGUGUCGCUGCCCCCUCUCGCAAGAAGCAAAAGCUUGAGCCGGCAAUCAUACGCGACACCAUCGACAUCGCUCCUGCAUACAAUCCGAACCUCCAGUCAUCCACCUUGAAUCAACCAUUUUCGUACUCUCCUCCAGCAGCGGCACAUCACUCACAACCACAAAACAGUGCAUACAAUGUACGUCCUUCGGGCCCUGACUCAACUAUGUAUCCUCAACAAGCUCCGCCACCGAGAUAUGAUCAAACACCGCCUGUGCCUCCACCCGCUCCUGCUCCGGCACCGGCACCGCGGUCCAUGUAUGAUCCUAUUCGGUCGAUGACUAUCUCACGACUUGUAGAUCCCGUCCCACCUGCCCCGAUCCCCCAAACAAGCCAGACUACACCUCCUCGGCCUACAUACAAUCCAAGCACAUCGCCCGCCAUCUCAGGCAUCAUUGAUCAUCCCGCCAUACCAGCAAGGCCGGCAUCAUCAGCUCCGCAAAUCGCUCCGCCCAGCGCACCCUCCCCAUACGAUCAGACUAAUGGCAAGGCAGCGGCCACUUCUCCCCGUGUCAAUGGAAGCCCAGCAGUCACCAAAACCGAAACAAUAGAUUUGGAUCCCGUGGUCAAGAAGUCUGCUCCCGCGAAGAAACCCCCGUCCGAAGCACCAACACGCGUCACAUCACCCAAACCCGCAAGAGCCAAAGAACAGCCACUACCGCCUCUACCGGGCUCUGGUCUCCUAUCUGCCAGCCUUUUCGGGGGAGAUUCUGGCGCUGAUGCCAACCAAAAGGAUGCCAAAGGCCCCAACAUUGUUCUCCACAUUGACCUCAAAGACCCUAAGAACCAAAUCAUCAACUUUGCUCGACUGGCUGAAGAGAAGUAUGGUUUUGCUGCUCUCUAUCCUCGCCAAGCUGCUCAGAGGGAGCGCCUGGCCAAAGUUGCAGCGGCUGGGGCAGCCCUGGAGCGGUCGGCAUCAGGUAGCAAGGCUGGAGGCACUUCUGCUGGAGAGAGCGGUGAUGAGGACCUUAGUGUUGAUAUCGAUCGUGACUCAGACAACGACGGUGAUGUGGCCAUGUCCGGAGUCAAUGGUCACGAUGCGAUGAACAGUGGCACUGACGCUCCCGAGCCAAAGAAAAAACGUAAGAGAAAGGUGGAAGAGUAUGACCAGGAUGAUCCGUUUGUUGAUGAUAGCGAACUACUCUGGGAGGCGCAGGCUGCAGCUAGCAAGGAUGGUUUUUUUGUCUACUGUGGCCCGCUUGUCCCGGAGGGCGAGAAGCCUGCUGUCGAGAGAGCUGAUGGAACCAUCAAACGUGGCCGAGGUCGUGGUAGAGGUGGUGGACCCGGUUCACGAGGAGGAAGAGCGGGAGCUGCUUCUGAUCGAGCUGCCGGACGGGGCGGUGGACCGGGAUCUAGAGGCGGUGGAAUCACACGCAAACCUCGCAUCACCAAAGCUGAACGUGCUCAGAUGGAGUCAGAAAAGCAUCAGCGAGAGAAGAUUGCGCCGCUCGUGGCGAAACCUCCAGCGUAUCCUGGCUGAUUGUGCAAUUGCAGCGAGAUUUGUUUCAGGAUCUGUAUCAUUGGCGGCGCAUCCCAUUACGGAAUUAAUGUAUGUUGUCUACGGCGGACAAGGGCAGAAUUAGUGAGGCGUCCUGGCAAGGCUUGUGUCGACUGGGAACUGCGAUUUCUAUUACUCGAAUUGAAAAAUUCAUUCGUGCUUCAUGAGUGGAAUGUAACGGCAGUCAGCAUGAGAAACCGAUACCCCAAAGGCGUCUUGUAUGUAGAAUUAUGCAGAAGGCUUUCCAAUCAAUGAUCAUGGACCUUCUUG
Messenger RNA from Exophiala oligosperma, 2979 nucleotides. RefSeq lists its product as uncharacterized. Lineage: Eukaryota; Fungi; Ascomycota; Eurotiomycetes; Chaetothyriales; Herpotrichiellaceae. The record is from RefSeq and is a predicted model, not a curated record. Bases 880 to 2691 code for a protein of 603 amino acids. The transcript has 2 exons.